Messenger RNA from Phalaenopsis equestris, 3821 nucleotides. RefSeq lists its product as uncharacterized. The record is from RefSeq and is a predicted model, not a curated record. The coding region runs from base 323 to 3589 and encodes 1088 amino acids. NCBI's taxonomy places the organism in Eukaryota, Viridiplantae, Streptophyta, Magnoliopsida, Asparagales, Orchidaceae. The transcript has 28 exons.
AUUUUUGGGCAAGAGUGACAUACUGACAUUCAUUCGCCUAGAUCUCCGCGUCCCUAUUUCUCCGGCGUCUCCGCCGAAGCCCUUGUCUUCCUCUCCGAACCCAUUUCUAAACCCUCGACGGGAGCUUGCCGGCGAAGCGAAGGACCGUGCACUUUCUGUUUGCAUAAAUCCCGUAGUAAAUCCGCUGAAUCACGAAAACGGAGUUAAAUUCAAUAUUAACAUGCAAUGGAGAGUCGCUCAACAUUGUUUUUUUGGAAGUUGGAUAUUCAUUGGCAACUUGAGUAACCUUUGAAGCUGGGUUUUGCUUAAACUCACAACCCACAUGGACGAAGAGAAUAUGUUCGAUCUUCUUCAACGCUAUCGUCGUGAUCGUCAUGUGCUUCUAAAUUUCAUUCUAUCGGGUAGUUUGAUUAAGAAAGUUGUAUUGCCGCCUGGCGCUGUGUCCUUGGAGGAUGUGGAUAUAGAUCAAGUCAGUGUUGAUUAUGCUAUAAACUGUGUUAGAAAGGGUGAAAUACUUGACCUUGCAGAGGCCAUUAGAGUUUAUCAUGACAGCUUCGACUUCCCCUCAACGAGUAACUUUGGAUCCACAGAAGAAUUCUUUUUGACAACAAAUCCAGAUGCUUCUGGCUCUGCACCCACACGGGCUCCACCAUCGGUUCCUGUCCUCUUGUCUCCUCCAAUUUUGACUAAUUUAGCAAUGUCAGAAUCUUUUCAUUCUCGACAUGAGGAAGAGGAGUUAACCGUAGAUGACAUUGAUGACUUUGAGGACGUGGAUGAAGAUAUUGAUAAUGUGACGAGCUUAAGGCGAAAAUCAAAAGAUUUUAGUGACCUAAUGUUGGGUUUGCCUUCUUUUUCAACUGGUAUAACGGAUGAUGAUCUUCGUGAAAGUGCUUAUGAAAUUCUAGUAGCUUGUGCUGGUGCUGCAGGUGGUUUGAUAGUGCCAUAUAAUGAAAAAAAGAAAGAGUCAAAGAAAACCAGAUUGAUGAAGAAACUUGCUCGCAGUAAGAUCGAUAGUGUUGCAUCCCAUUCACAACAAGCUCAUGGGUUGGUUGGUUUGCUGGAAGUUAUGCGUGCUCAGCUUGAGAUUUCGGAGUCAAUGGACAUCAGAACAAGGCAGGGGUUGCUUAAUGCUCUUGUAGGCAAAGUUGGUAAAAGAAUGGAUAACUUUUUGAUUCCAAUGGAACUGCUGUGUUGUGUUUCGAGAACGGAAUUCUCUGAUAUGAAAGCAUAUCUUCGCUGGCAAAAGCGACAGUUGAAUAUGUUAGAAGAAGGUCUCAUAAAUCAUCCUGUGGUGGGAUUUGGGGAAUUAGGACGCAAAGUAAAUGAACUACGAAUUCUUCUUAGAAAGAUUGAGGAGUCUGAGUCUCUUCCACCGUCAGCUGCUGAAAUUCAACGCAUAGAAUUCCUUAGGUCAUUAAGAGACAUAUCCACCGCACUUGCAGAGAGGCCUGCUCGUGGUGAUUUAGUUGGCGAAGUCUGCCACUGGGCGGAUGGCUAUCCGCUUAAUGUCAAAAUUUAUGAGAAAAUGCUCUGCAGUGUUUUUGAUGUCCUAGAUGAAGGAAAGUUUACAGAGGAAGUUGAAGAAAUCCUCGAGUUUCUGAGGUCAACUUGGCGUAUUUUAGGGAUUACAGAGUCCAUUCAUAACACAUGCUAUGCAUGGGUAUUAUUUCGGCAGUUUGUUAUCACAGGGGAACAGACACUCCUACAAAUUGUGGCCGAGCACUUAAGGAAGAUUCCAUCGAAGGAGCAGAGGAGUCCGCAAGAAAGAUUACAUUUGAAAAGUCUUUGUUGUUUAGUUGAAUUGGACGAGAGGUCUCAAAAGCUUACAUUUCUGCAGUCUUUCUUGUCUCCAGUUCAGAGAUGGGCUGAUAAGAAGCUUGGGGACUACCAUUUGCAUUUCUCUGAGGAGCCAGCAAUGAUGGCUGAGUUAACAACUGUGGCAAUGAUCACUCGAAAAAUUUUAGUAGAAGAAAAUGAAGAAGUGCUGGAACUGGAUGAACAAGAAUGGAUUGAUGCUUAUAUUUCAUCUUCUAUUAAAUGCGCUUUUACAAGGAUCACCCAUUCUGUUGAAGCUAAGUUGGAAACAACACAUGAACAUGCCUUGGCCUGUCUUGCUGAAGAAAACAAAAAACUUCUGAAGAAAGAGUCGAAUACAUUCUCUCCUAUUUUAUCACGUUGGCAUCCACAUGCAGCAAUUAUUUCUGCAUGUCUUCUCCACAAACUUUACGGUCAUAAAUUGAAACCAUUUCUUGAUCGUGCUGAACAUCUUACAGAGGAUGUUGUCUCUGUGUUUCCUGCUGCUGAAAGCUUUGAGCAGUAUGUGAUUAUGGUGAUUGGUUCUGCUUGUGCAGAAUCGGAUUUGGAUGACUACUGCAAAAUUAAAUUUGUUCCAGCUCAGGUUGAAACAACAUCUGGCAUGUUGGUCUUGAGGUGGAUGAACUCACAACUGAAGCAGAUUGCUGGUUGGAUUGAACGGAUGAUUGGACAAGAGGUUUGGGUUCCUAUUUCAGCUCAUCAACGCCAUGGGAGAUCAAUUGUUGAAGUUUACAGUAUCAUCGAGGAGACUGUUGACCAUUUUUUUGCUCUUAAAGUGCCCAUGAGGACUGGAGAACUUGAAAGCCUUUGUCGUGGCCUUGACAAUGCAUUUCAAGUUUAUAAUGGUCAUGUUGUUCAGCAGAUAGCUGAUAAAGAAGAUUUGAUACCUUCUGUUCCUGUCCUCACUCGAUACAAAAGGGAAAUUGGAAUAAAGGCCUUUGUGAGGAAGGAAGUUGCAGAUGUGAAAUCAACAAAUGAGAGAAAUUUCAAUCAAAUUAACCGACUUACAACUCAAAAUCUGUGUGUGCGAUUGAAUACCCUUUAUUAUGCAGUCACGGCGUUAAACAAAUUGGAAGAUAGCAUUCAAGAGCGUUGGACCAUGAAGAAGAAUGAGAACUGUAACAUUAAACGCUCCAUCAGUGACAACUCAGGAAGCUUUGCAUACCAAAAGAAUGCAUUUGAUGGGUGUAGAAAAGAUAUGAAUGCUGCAAUUGAUAGAAUUUGCGAGUUUACUGGGACAAAGAUAAUCUUCUGGGAUUUAAGGGAGCCUUUUAUUAGCAACUUAUACAGACCUAGUGUGACGGAAUCCAGGCUAGAGCUGCUCAUGGAAUCUUUUGAUUUGGUUCUGAAUGAGCUUUGUGAUGUCAUCGUGGAUCCACUUAGAGAUCGUGUUGUGACUGGGCUUCUUCAGGCAUCCAUAGAUGGUUUGGUUAGAGUGCUACUCGAUGGGGGUCCUUCUCGUAUCUUUCUUGCUGCGGAUGCCAAGUUUCUAGAGGACGAUCUUCAAAUAUUGAAGGAGUUCUUCAUAUCGGGCGGAGAUGGGUUACCUCGAGGAACUGUUGAAAAUCUCGUCGCUCGUGUUCGUCCAAUAAUUAAUUUGAUAAGCUUGGAGACACGUGUGCUGAUUGAGGACCUUAGAGAAGUGAGUCAAGGAGGCAGAAGCAGAUUCGGAGCUGAUUCAAAGACUCUUCUGAGGGUUCUCUGCCACAGGAGCGACUCCGAGGCCUCUCAUUUCCUCAAGAAGCAAUUUAAAAUUCCCAAAUCGGCUGCUUAAUGUUUUGCAAAUCAGAGGAGCCUCAGAGACGAGUUUUUCCUCUAUUGUUUCCUUUCUUAAGGAAUUAUUAUUAUUAUUAUUGCAUUUAAAUGCUUCCCUGCUUGAACUUUGGUUGCUCCUGGAAAAAUGAUUGUUUUAGCGCAUUUAUUUAGAUCCGAGUUAUGAGUAAUUUACUAUGUUUAUCUACAAACAAGUUUGAUAGAUAUAGUCAUAUUGUACCAAAAUAGGGAAA